This is a messenger RNA of Anas platyrhynchos (mallard), 7087 nucleotides long. RefSeq names its product ANTXR like (gene ANTXRL). Gene Ontology annotation, cellular component: plasma membrane; cell surface. Lineage: Eukaryota; Metazoa; Chordata; Aves; Anseriformes; Anatidae. The record is from RefSeq and is a predicted model, not a curated record. Gene Ontology annotation, molecular function: transmembrane signaling receptor activity.
CCCGGAACAGGAAAGUCCCGCUUCAGCUUUCCCCCAUAAGAUCCUGUCUCCCCCCGCCGCUCCCCUCCCUCUGCCCCUUCCUGCUGCCGGCCCUUGCGCAGGGAGCCGCUCCGCGCCCUGCGGGACCGGGGCUGAGCCGCUGGGGGCAGGCGCUGGGGCAUGGGGACAGGGCUCUGGGGACCCUCCGGCCGGGUUCAUCCCCCAGCCCUGAGCAAGCCCUGAGCCAGCGGGCAGGGCUGUCCGGAGCCCGCGGGGCUGAGCUGAGAUCCUGAAGUCAGUGGUGGUGAGGUUGUUUUUUGUGGUUUUUCUUUCUUUUUUUUUUCUUUUUUUUUCUCCUCCCUUGGCGCUUCCGAACAUACUGUAAGGUCGGCAGCCAGAGGGAGACUGGGGGAGGAAGAAGACUUAAGGAAGGGAAAAGAUGGCGAGUUGCAGGAGCGGCGUGGAGAAAGCGGCGUUUUUGUGCUGCUUCUUGCUGGCGAGCGGGAGCCUAACCUCCUGCGCCCGGCCUGAGGAGGAGGAAGAGCAAGAAGAGCAGCGCUCCUGUCACGGUGCCUUUGAUCUCUACUUCAUUCUGGACAAAUCUGGAAGUGUCAGAAAUCAUUGGACAGAGAUUUACUCUUUUGUGGAAAGCCUGGCUGAGAAGUUCAUAAGUCCAAUGCUGCGCAUGUCUUUCAUCGUUUUUUCUUCACGAGGCACUACAAUCAUGAAAUUAACAGAAAACAGGGAAGCCAUAAGACGAGGUCUUGAAAUUCUUCAGUAUGAAGUGCCUGGAGGAGACACGUUCAUGCAUGAAGGAUUUAAAAGGGCAAAUGAGCAGAUUUACCAUGAAACCUAUGGAGGAGUUCGGACUGCUAGUGUGAUUAUUGCUCUGACGGAUGGAGAGUUGCAAGAUGUUCAGUUUUAUUAUGCAGAACAAGAAGCCAACAGAGCCAGAAGCUUUGGAGCUAUUGUUUAUUGUGUUGGAGUGAAAGACUUCAAUGAAACUCAGCUGUCAACAAUUGCUGACAGCAUCGAUCAUGUUUUUCCAGUUACGGGAGGCUUUUAUGCCCUUAGAGGAACCAUUGAUUCAAUUCUCAAGAAAUCUUGCAUUGAGAUCCUAGCAGCUGAGCCAUCCAGUGUUUGUGCAGGAGAAUCCUUUCAAGUUGUGGUAAGAGGCAAUGGCUUUUAUCAUGCAAGAAAUAUCGACCAGGUACUCUGCAGCUUCAAGCUCAACGACAGCCUUACUAUCAAUGAAAAGCCAACCCUUGUUCAUGAUACUUAUCUGCUUUGCCCUGCUCCAGUAAUAGAAGAUGCUGGACAGGUGGUUUUCCUGCAAGUCAGCAUGAACAACGGGCUAACGUUCAUCUCCAGCUCUGUCAGCAUCACCAGCACACAGUGUCUGACUGGAACCAUCCUUUUCAUUGCUCUGCUGAUUCUCUUUCUGCUGCUGGCUCUGGCUCUUCUUUGGUGGUUCUGGCCCCUUUGCUGCACAGUGGUGAUCAAGGAGCCACCUCCACCACCACCUCCGGAACCUGAAUCAGAUGAUGAAGAUGGAUUGCCAAAGAAAAAGUGGCCGACUGUGGAUGCAUCUUAUUACGGAGGCCGAGGUGUUGGUGGAAUUAAGAGGAUGGAGGUGCGGUGGGGAGACAAAGGAUCAACAGAGGAAGGAGCAAAACUGGAAAAACCUAAAAAUGCUAUAAUUAAGCUGCCAGAGCAGGAGUAUGAGCCAUGGGAACCCAAGCCAAAAAAGCCCCACGUGAGAAAACCGCCUUCUCAGAGGAAGUGGUACACUCCAAUCAAGGGCAAACUUGAUGCACUAUGGGCUUUGGUUCGACGCGGCUAUGAUCAAGUCUCUCUUAUGAGACCACAGCCAGGGGAUAAGGGAAGAUGCAUGAACUUCACUCGGGUGAAGUCAGAUGGGACCUCUGCCCCUUACAGCCCACCGCCAAAGCUGCCACGACGUGACGAUGUUCCUCUCAACUAUGCUCCAAGGAGCCCUUCUCCUCCCGUGUCUCUGCAACCCCCUUCCAGGCAGCCGCCUCCUGGACCACCCCCGUCUCGAGCCCCACCUGGACCUCCUCCUUCACGGCCACCUCCGCAGCCCAUGGCUUAGUACAGCAAAAUCCUGAUCGACAAAAUAUGUCUCUUUGCUGAAUGCGGCAUAUUUAUUGAGUAUUGGUUUACAGUUAAAGAUAUCAGAUUUUGUUGCUGGUCAGCAAAAAAAAAAAAAAAAAAGAAAAAAGAAAAAAAUUGCCAAGUGUCAAUUUUAGUGUAUGAAUAUAUUUAUACCACAUGUGCUGAGUAAACAUUCAGUGGAUAGAUUCAGAGCUAUGGGGUACAGAAACAAACCAAAAUGAUCAUCUAGAUACAGUAGCAGCUUUUAUAUGUAUACGUUUGAAGAUCUAUUUACACAUGACAUUUGUCUGACUUGGUAUGUCAGAUCAUACGUUAAUAACUUUAGCUGGAUACACGUGCAUCUGUUUUGAUAGCUGCCACCUGCAAGUUGGUUAAACAUAGUUCUCUGAAGAAUUUGCUUUUUGUUUCCCAAACAGUACUGCAUCCAGAUGUUAAAAUGGAACAAUAAUUGCAAAGAUAAUUUCUGCCUUUAGUUCUGCAGGUGGAAUUUCCAUGAAAUUUUUCUAAGGAGGUUAUAACAAUAAUAAGGUAAGAUAAGACUAUGUGCCAGUAAUCUCACAUAUAAGAGGGGUGUCUUUCUCUGGAAAAAUCAGUUUUGAGCCUGCCGUUUCUAGGUAUGUUUAGAUUUGGUUGCAUGGGGUAGUCACUGAAGGCCAGAUUUUGGUUCCAGAAGUCCGAACCUAGGUUCAGCUUCAUCCAAGUUCAGAAGAAUUUUGAAAAGUGUUUUGGAUAGGUGUUUUGUUUUCAUUUACAGAAAACACACUCCAAAAUGGAACAAAAAUGUGUAAUUUGAGCAUGAAUGCUACCAUAUGCAAACAGAAUGUCAUAUAAAUCAGGAGGGACUGAUUCCAUUGCUGGUUAAUCACUAAAAAUUUUCCUCUCAGGCUUACUGCCAGGCAGGACUGGAUCCUCUUGUGAUUCAGGCGUAAAUAAAUCCCUUGCAUAAUUAAGGGAUAACCGUAAAUAAAUAGGGAUUUAUUUUUUUUUAUUUAUAAUCCCUUGCAUAAUUAAGGGAUAACCGUAAAUAAAUAGCCUUGCAGUCUACCUGUGGUUGCGAUAGGCGCAGUGUGGUUUGUCGGUGCUAGCUUUUUCCCCUCUCUUCUAUAAAGUUUGACUGGAGGAUUUCCCAGGUCUUGACUGCUUGCCCUCAAUUCUACAUGUCAUCAGAAAAGUGAUGGGGCACCUACACAGAGGUGGGAGUUUGACGCGGGACUGUGGGACAGCCCAUGCCUAGUUUGUGUUGUGGCAUCUGUGUGGGUUGUGCCCAGAUCAUUCCCUAGUAAUCAAAGUAACACCUGAGCUUGCUUUUCUCCACCAGUACCUAUCAUAUGGUAUUGGAGAGGGUGUCUGCAAAUCCCUGUGCUGGUUAGCUUAGUCAUUAGCUGUGUAGUUAGGAUGUUUGUAGAAAUAAUGUGUAUGUUGCACUAUGGCUCAGCAUAUACCUAUCUCUCCAUCUGUGUGUAGGUGUGGGUGUGUAGCACAUCAUAUGAGUUAUUGGCAUAUAGAUCCAAGAUAAAACAUUAACUGUAUCAUGUAACUAUUCCAUAUGUAAGGGCCUCUUCAUGCAGUUUUUACAGGCAUAUAACAUUGCACUGGUGCAAAUAGGAAUCAGGCUUACUAUUUCCAGUGGAAGUCCCACUUGCAGAACACCAUACCAAGCUCUCAUCAGUCUGUACUGAUCACUGUGACAUGCCGUGUGUAUGCAGCUGAGGCUGUCAAAGUUAAACUCAGAAGAACCACAGAGCCUCUUUUCUCCUCUUGCACUGCUCUGCUCUCUUGAGUUAUGCUCUUACCUCAUGUAUAUUGGUGCAGGUAAUGGAAUCACACUCAUGGGUGCCAGCUGGCCUUGGAGCCAGCAAAGCACUUCUGCAUGCAUUAAUAUGUCCUGCAGGUCAAGAGGAACAUCCUUAUGCACAAGUAUUUUGCUGACCUGUGACUUCAUAAUCAGAAAGGAGAACUGGGAUGUACUCUGCUCUCCUCAUGUUUUUAGCCACUUGAAGAGGGUCUGCAUAAUUUGAUCUCUAAGAAUGGGUUUCUGUUUGGAGGAGAACUGUGUGUAUGUAUGUAUGUGUCUGUGUGUGUGGGAAGUGUGUAGGUUUUUAAUGUUUGGUUUCUCUUCCUUUACAAAAAGUUGCUCAGAGAGCAGCACUCCUAUGAAUGGAAAGGCGUUCUGUAGCCAGUGCAACACAGUCAUCGCUCACUUAUCUCCAUUUCUUUUAGUUGAAAGGUGAAUCUAAAUGCGUCCAAUUUUCUACUGCAGUUCUGGUGAAGCUCCACUUUUGACACCAGUGGAAGCAACUGGAUGACUCCAGUGAGAGGGUGGGAACCUGAAUAUGGGGGAAGGUGCUUUCACAAGCAGAGAUCACUGGUUGAUGUUAUUUUUGUCCUAUGGAAGCCUAUGUGAAGUAAACUUGUUGGAUCUAAGAUGUGUUGUAAUGUGUACAUACAGUUGAACCUGGUAGUAUCUCACAUCAGCCACAAAUACAGUUUAGAUGGACAAUGGACAAUAAGCCACAAAUGCUAUUCAAGAAUUGAAAUGGCAGAGGGUAAUUAAAUAUAAUAAAAAAAAAUCCCCCUGCUAGGGCAAAACACAGCCUGUGAGAGUUAUCUGCUUGUGGGAUUGGAGCAGGCCUCUGCUCUGUAGAUGCUAAGUCUCUUACCAACAGGUGGUGAUGGGAUUGUAAUAAUGGUGGAUCUCACAAAUUAUGUGAUACUAAAAGGGAAAAUUUGCUUACUGAUUUAGUAUCUGCUAAUCAAGUUGAACUAAUGUGUUAGGAGUAAAGUUCAGCUAAUGAAAAAGCCUGUGAGACAGAUUCUUUGUUCUCUUGCUCCUGUAUAGAUCUUGAAGGGGGGUCAGAGUUGUUGCAGACUUUGAUUGAUGUUAAAGUAGAAUUUAACUCGCUUUCAGUGAAAAUGCAGGUGUUGGCUUAGGGAGAACUCUCUGCAAUCAAACUUCCAACACACCUGUCUCUUGUAGUUCUGGAAAACAUUCUCCUUUGCUACAAAUAGGAAGCCUUGCAGAUAUAAAUUACUUAUAAUUUCUGCAUAAUGUACAAGUGAAGCAAGAAUAGGAGUGGUCUGGUGAUUCCAGGUGAUCAGAUCUAUGUAUGAUAAAGCAGAAAGCACCAAGAAAUUGAAAAUUAGGUUUAGCAUAAAUGGAGUUCCCAGCAUCUUCACUAUAUUAAAAUUUAAGCGUGUGGUGGAUAACUCAAAGUUUUUGGUGCCCCCCACCAGCUUCUAUGAUGGCAGCACUGCAGGUUUAGGUGAUAGUUUGCUGGUAACAUGGGAAGAAAAGAAAGCGAAUCUGGCUGAAUUACCUUUGAAAUGUAAAUACCGCACUGGCUACAUUAAGGCCUUUUGGUUUUGUAGAAAUGUGCCUGGUUGCAGUGAUCUCAGGCACUAUAACAAUGCAGUAAGAGAAAACAGUUGCUAUUUCAGAUUCCCAAGCUUGAUCCUUACCUGGUGUAUGGUAUCCUUACCUAUGUAAAUUAACAUAGGCCAACUGAAGUCAAGGCAGUAAUAUUGAUGUGUAUCAGCUGAGAGCUGGCUCAAAAUAAGAGAAAGAAAAAAAAAUCCUUCUAACUGGCUUAAGAUUUAACUAUGUUUGUUUUGAUAUGCGUGUAUAUCAGUUUUGAUUACAGUACUUACACUGCUAAGAAAUGUUCUCAUGUGGGAUGAUUCCCCUGUGUUUUCCAGCUCAGCAUCAUUUCAAACUUAACAAAAAGUGAGCAUCUAAUGCUUCCCCUCAUCCAAGAGAAAAAUGUGGAUUUGAGGGACCUUUGGCUCACACUUAGCACAGAUGUGAAAUGACACAAGGUGCAAAGCAGCGGGGAGGGUAACCCCAAGUGUUUAAAGCUGAUACGGAACCACAUUGAUCAAAGCAUAUUUACGGCCAUCUUUUAACCUCAGUGCAUGCAUUGCCAUCUGUGGGAGUAGCCUGCAGAGCAGACAGUCCUAAAUGUAAAAAGGAAAAAGAAAGGAAAAUAAUCUGCUCCUCAUCUGAAUGAGUGAGCAUAACAAUGAAUGAUAUUUCAUGAACUGUAGCAGUUCAAAUGCAUGUGCACCUGGUGCUCCUAAUGCUUUUUACUCCUGUUGGUCUUUAGACAACGUGAUCAGUAAUAUGCUUUCUCUUUAAUCGUUUGCUAGUUUUUAUUGUUGUUAUUUUGUUUUGUUUAAAAAAAAAAAAAAAAACAUUUCACUGAAAAAAACAGCCCUACUUCUGUAAAUAUAGUUUAAUUUGGAAGAGACAGCACACUUCUGGAUGUUACUGCUGGACAGUUAUUUAUUAAAAGGGGCUUAAGGUGAAUAAAUACAGGUGGCUCAGGAUACAUGCAUGCAAGUGUGAUAAUGCAGUAUAGCAUUUUCAGUUCUCGGUAGUUUCGGGAAAGGGGAAUUUUAGGGUCAUCCUAGUAUGUUUAGAAGUUUGUUACUGAUCUGAUACUUUUGAUACUGCAAUAGAUUCCUAACAUUUAACACUGCUUGAAGAGAUGUGUAGGUUAUGAUAGAUUUUUCAUUUUGGGGGGAGGGAAUAGUGAAGGAGAAAGGUUUUUGUUUUUAAGGGAAAAACUAAACUCUGCUAAGAGUUUACUGUACUAAACUCUUUAAAAAAAAAAAAAAAAAGUGUGUUUUCAGAAACAGUGGGGAUAGGGGCUGACAGACAGCCAGGGAACAGAGAUGAGGGACAGAGAAACCAGUUUGAUUUUUGAUGGACAAAGAAGUUAUAAAUGGGGGUGUGUGGGGGGGUGGUAUUGAUACAUGUGGUACCAAUUUCUGUAACUGACAUGCUGCUUCCAUGUUAUAAUCAUAUAACCUUUAUGCAUUUUAUGCGCCUGCUCCAUUUUUCUGAGAAAACAUUGCAAAUGUAAUGCCUGCAUGCAGAUGUGGGAGAUGUAGCCAACGUCUUGUAAUCCAACAUAAUGUAGUCUUAAUGGAUUCAGAAUCAACAAUAAAAGUGCUUACUGGUUAAACACCA